AUGGCCACCCCUGCGAAAGUCCUCGUCGUUGGUCUAGGCCUCGGUGGCCUUUCGUGUGCCAUUUCAUGUAAACAGGCAGGCUUCGAGGUGGAGGUCCUGGAACGAGCACCACAGAUCUCCAAUGUGGGUGCAGGAAUCCAACUGCCUCCCAACAGCGUGCGCAUCAUGCGCCACUUGGGAGUUUUGCCGGAAAUCGAACAGGUUUCUACCGUCGUCCAGCGUCUCAACAUGAGAAGAUACUCGACCGGCGAAGUGAUAGGCAGCAAGGAUGUGGGCGCUCUUGGUCCUACUCAGUAUGGCGAGCUAUGGAGAGUGCUCCACCGAGAAGACUAUCAUCGAGUGAUGAUGGACCAAGCAUCUCAUAUCGGAGUGAAAAUAAGCCUUGACUCGCACGUGUUGGGCAUGAGUGAGGAUGGAAAGUCGGUGACACUGCAAAAUGGCAAGACGCUGUACGCAGAUGUCGUCGUUGGUGCCGAUGGUUUGUGCAUUUCUCACCACCUCCAGGCCCCCCAUCUCCACAAUGAAUGGAUAGCUUACAAUGCACUGAUCAUAGGCCUUUGGUCUACGUUGAGAGAAAGCUUUUUAGACAAACCCUCACCACCAGUGCCGACAGGAGAUUUAGCCUACCGAGCCACCUUCACUCUCGAGCAGUUGAAAACCCUCAAAAACCCCGGAAUAGAAGAACUCUGCUCCCAGAACACGGUAAAUUUAUGGAUGGGACCUGAAAAACACAGUGUCUUCUAUCCAGUGAGAGGCGGCAAAGAGUUCAAUCUGGUGCUCUUAAGACCUGAUAAUCUCGCGCCAGGAGUUCGUAACUCGGAAGGUGAUAUAUCAGAAAUGCGAGCCACGUUCGAAGGGUGGGACAAUACGUGA
Messenger RNA from Exophiala aquamarina CBS 119918, 873 nucleotides. RefSeq lists its product as uncharacterized. The transcript has 3 exons. The record is from RefSeq and is a predicted model, not a curated record. Gene Ontology annotation, biological process: secondary metabolite biosynthetic process. NCBI's taxonomy places the organism in Eukaryota, Fungi, Ascomycota, Eurotiomycetes, Chaetothyriales, Herpotrichiellaceae. Gene Ontology annotation, molecular function: FAD binding; monooxygenase activity. Bases 1 to 873 code for a protein of 290 amino acids.